AGCUGAUUGGCAUUGACGAAUUUAACCCUAUCUACUGCAAAAACCUAGCUUCACUUGCAUUUUUGCGGCAAAACGAACGAGAAGACAAUGGAUUGUGCUCUAGGAGUCGCAAUUCCGCUUCCGUCAUGCUCUAAACCCCAAAUCAUAAAUUCACGACAAAUCAGGAUCUUUACCGUCAAGUGCCACUCUGUUUCUCUCUCCAACAAUGCCUCCACGGGUUUGGCGGAAAGGCCAUGGAAGGUGGCAGAUGCCAGGCUGGUGCUGGAGGAUGGUUCGAUUUGGAGAGCGAAGUCGUUUGGUGCUUCUGGAACCCAAGUUGGUGAAGUGGUUUUCAACACAUCAUUAACCGGGUACCAAGAGAUCCUUACGGACCCUAGUUAUGCAGGCCAAUUUGUCUUGAUGACAAACCCACAUAUUGGCAACACUGGUGUCAAUUUUGAUGAUGAAGAAUCAAGACAAUGUUUUUUAGCAGGACUAGUAAUCAGAAGUUUGAGUAUCAGUACCUCAAACUGGAGAUGCACACAGACGCUUGGGGAUUAUUUGGCAGAAAGGAACAUUAUGGGAAUAUAUGAUGUUGACACCCGUGCUAUUACCCGUAGAUUGAGACAAGAUGGUAGCCUUAUUGGUGUACUAAGCACUGAUGAAUCUAAAACGGAUGAAGAACUUAUAAAAACAUCUCGAACUUGGAAUAUUGUUGGUGUGGAUUUAAUAAGUGGGGUCUCGUGUAAGGCUCCUUAUGAAUGGGUUGAUAGAACAAAUUCAGAGUGGGAUUUUAAUUUCAAUGGAAGAAAGGAAGAGACUUUUCAUGUUGUUGCAUAUGAUUUUGGUAUCAAGCAAAAUAUAUUGAGGCGCCUAGCAUCCUACGGCUGUAAAAUUACAGUCGUUCCUUCUACAUGGCCUGCCUCUGAAUCUCUAAAGAUGAAACCUGAUGGAUUUCUAUUCAGCAAUGGUCCUGGAGACCCGUCGGCUGUUCCUUAUGCUGUUGAAAUUGUCAAGGAAAUAAUUGGAAAAGUUCCUGUUUUUGGUAUUUGCAUGGGACAUCAGUUGCUUGGUCAAGCAUUGGGCGGUAAGACCUUCAAGAUGAAGUUUGGUCACCAUGGAGGAAAUCAUCCAGUCCGAAAUCUUCGAAAUGGCCGUGUUGAGAUCAGUGCCCAGAAUCACAACUAUGCUGUUGACCCUGAAUCACUUCCAGAAGGUGCAGAAGUGACUCAUAUUAAUCUCAAUGAUGGAAGCUGUGCUGGGCUUGCCUUCUCUCAGUUAAGGCUGAUGUCACUUCAGUACCAUCCCGAAGCAUCCCCGGGACCUCAUGAUUCAGAUCCUGUAUUUGGGGAAUUCAUGCAACUUAUGAAGCUAGAAAAACAGAACGCAUGAAUGUAAUUCAUAACGUCAUUCAGAAGGUUGAGUGGUGGCAAAUUAUGACUCAUUGGUUGAGAUGAUGAUCAAGAAAAAAGUUGAAUACUCUAUGAUGAACGUCAGAGACCAGUCGGGAAUGUUGUAGUUGUGACUUUCUUUAUCUUACUGUGCUAAUCUUAUUGAUUUGCUUGAUCUGGUCGGGCUAAAUAAUUGCAUGGAAAAAAGUUGGUUGAAUUUGUCGUCGGUUCUAAUUGGGUGCCAAACCCAGGUUUCAUCCUUUGUAAUAUUCUAUAGUGCUAGGAUUUAUUUAUAUACACCACUAGCCUUUUGCUUUUACAAUGGUCAAUUAUUUUAGCAUUUCCAGCA
Molecule: messenger RNA, 1719 nt
Organism: Olea europaea var. sylvestris
Lineage: Eukaryota; Viridiplantae; Streptophyta; Magnoliopsida; Lamiales; Oleaceae
Product: carbamoyl-phosphate synthase small chain, chloroplastic-like
Exons: 10
Coding region: 88-1371 (427 amino acids)
Biological process (GO): L-glutamine metabolic process; L-arginine biosynthetic process; 'de novo' pyrimidine nucleobase biosynthetic process
Cellular component (GO): cytoplasm; carbamoyl-phosphate synthase complex
Molecular function (GO): carbamoyl-phosphate synthase (glutamine-hydrolyzing) activity
Source: RefSeq, a predicted model, not a curated record